AAAAGUACAGAGGUCUUGCGGGCCAUAAAAAUGUCACACCUGAUUGAACUUAUCCGGUGCCUUCUCCAGAAAAGAGGAAUCGGCAGGUCUUGUUCACUGUGCCUGGAGUGAGCGCGAGUGGGAGAAAUACCGCGCCUUUCAUGAAUACUUCCACCAGUAUCAGCGUGGCGAUAUCGAUGCGAAAAACCACUGUACAGUUUCGAGCAGCAACUAAAAACCUCCGGGAGGCUGUCUGUCCUGAAGAAAGCGGAUGUGACUGUCGCCACUCUCUUUGCGGGCAGUCAGUAUGCCCUCUACUCUGUUAUCGUUCCUGUGGAUUUUACUAUAAUCGAGUGACGCUGUUGGUGGGAGAUCACCAUCAGCUAAAGCCCACCACGCUAUCAGACACGGCAGGCAAUCCUCUACGCGGUCAGUUGAAUCUCUCCCUUUUCUGCCGUCUGGUAUUUGCUAGGCUGGUUGUUCGUAUGCUAGAGAUACAGCACCGUAUGCACCCAGAUAUCUGUGCACUGGUGAGCACAGUGUUUUACGACGGAAAACUACAAGAAAGUGCAGAUUUUGGACAUGUGUACUGCGAGGAUGCUAUGUUCUCAUGGGCUCCAGCUUACAGGAAUCGCAGCCUGCGACCAUUGGCUCUUCUACGCCGUCAUGCUCCAGAGAACAUACCUGGAAAUAGUGAUCCUGCGGACGUAUUGAGAAUGGAUCCAGAGACAAGCUUAGACCCUGAGAAAUACACAGGGUAGCACUAGAUAGGGUCGUUGAGGCAGAAUGCGCCAGGAUCGGACUUGGCAGUUAUAAUAACUGCAAUUGUUCUUAAUGCUGGAGAGGCUCACGAUUAUAGUCCAGAGCCCAAAGGUUGGGUCAUCUUUAUUACCUCCUUUUCAAG
Aspergillus pseudonomiae is the source of this 883-nucleotide messenger RNA. RefSeq lists its product as uncharacterized. The record is from RefSeq and is a predicted model, not a curated record. Gene Ontology annotation, molecular function: 5'-3' DNA helicase activity. The transcript has a single exon. The coding region runs from base 141 to 740 and encodes 199 amino acids. Lineage: Eukaryota; Fungi; Ascomycota; Eurotiomycetes; Eurotiales; Aspergillaceae.